Molecule: messenger RNA, 8593 nt
Organism: Lethenteron reissneri (Far Eastern brook lamprey)
Lineage: Eukaryota; Metazoa; Chordata; Hyperoartia; Petromyzontiformes; Petromyzontidae
Product: protein mono-ADP-ribosyltransferase PARP14-like
Biological process (GO): negative regulation of gene expression; protein poly-ADP-ribosylation
Cellular component (GO): nucleus; cytoplasm
Molecular function (GO): transcription corepressor activity; NAD+ poly-ADP-ribosyltransferase activity
Source: RefSeq, a predicted model, not a curated record
GAGAGAGAGAUAGAGAGGCUCUCGUUGUCCCAGGUGAGGGCGAGCACGAGAGGGCUUCCUCCCAGUUGAGCGCAAGGAAGAGAGAUAGAGAAGCUCUCGUUCGUCCCAGGUGAGAGAACAGGUUAGGUGAUGGUCGCACGGUCGUGUUAGAAAAACAAGAGUGGCAGCGUUUGCCAAACGAGGUUGAAUGUCCUCCCCCACGACCACCCAUUGUGUUUCUGCUUCCGCGGUGUAAAUGUUUUGCUUUUCGUUGUUGUCGUUGUUGUUGAGAAGUUUAAGGAUGUGAAUUCUAUGGAAGUUAACGCCACGUGUGUGUGUGUGUCCUUGUGUGUGUUCACGCGAGAGGGUGUUUUGAUUAUAAACGUCCGGCUUGUGUGUUGUGGUGUACAUCAUCAGAGUAGUGAGUGUGUGUGGUAGGCGUGUUCCUAACUAACCCCUGGCUCUUCUGCCGUGUUUGUCGCCAGGGUUGUUGCUACAGGAGAGAGUGGUGUGAGUGUGUGUGGGUGGUGGUGGUGGUGGGUUGCCUUGUGUUUCGGAAUGUGCGUGCGCGAUUAAAUGUGUGGGCACGCCAGGAUAGCGUGCCUUAGGCACUGUACUCCGUCUAAGUGUGUACUUUAGUCAUGGGGGGGAUGAAAUAAAAUCUCAACUCUUAAAGUGUACAGAGGAAGUUGUUGCGAAUCAUUAAAGUGACAGGGGUACGUGGUGACGCUUUUUCGCUUUGCCCAUCGAAGGAGAGAUGGGCGACUGAUUUGGGAGAAAUAAAAAAAACACCUCGUCCAACAGUGAAUAGACCAUGGCUGAUGAUGCAGAAGGAUGCAUUUGAACUGGACAGCAACGCUGCACCGUGUCACGUCGUGUUAAAUGACGAGGACGCAAAGUUGGAACGUAAAAAAACGUGCAACUUUUGUGUAUGUAUCGCACACCUUUGUGCGAAAUUAAAUGUAUUAUUUUUAUGUUUUUUCUGCGUAGCCUGGACGAUGAGGAUCCCAUUGAGCCAUUCGUAGACCAACUGUGGUGUGCCGCCAUCGUGGGUCCACACUUCUUGCAAAUUUGAAAAAUUACUCAAUUCGGAUGUCACGCGGAAAACACAUUCGAAGAAUUACUCAAUUCAGAUGUCACAGGGCAAUAAUCGCCCUCUUACAACUGCCAGGCUAAUUAAUGCCCCACUGGCAGUCAAGGUGCUGCGUCACCACGUACUACAAAGGGAUGACUGUCUCUGCUGAUGCCCUUAAAUGUUCCUAGAUUAUGUUGAUGUCAGGCUCUCUGAGGCUCUGAUGCGUUUAUAAGCGUCAUAUAAAUGCAACUAAUAGCAUUACAGUGCGAUGUAAUUCAUAUGACUGUGGUGCAGCAGCUGUGGGAUCUGGCAGAGGGAGAUAAAGCAUUUGCCAUACUGAGGUGACAGUAGAUUUGGUCAUGAUGCCAUCAUCCUGGAACGGUGUUCUGUGGUGGUUUUAGGGGAAUUCUUGUGCACACCCACCCCACACAUUGCAGGCUUGGUAUAUGGGGACCCCGUUUUGAGUGUAAUAUCAGCAGUAAUUUAAGCAUAAUGAGCUGAAUCGGGCUGCUGUUGACGCCGAUUGCAUGAGAAACCAUAACUACCACUUGCUUUUAGUGAUAAGAGCAUGCGCACAUGUACAUUCUGAUUUAAAAACAUACUUCACGCUAUGGUCAGACCACAUACUUCACGCUAUGGUCCAAUGCGGGUUGGUGAAGGCGGUUGGGGGGCUGAGACACAGAGGCGUAGAAGUUCAGAACAACAAUUUUCGUUUCUGCUGAACUGCCCUCUGCUUCCCACAACGUGACCCCGAAAACAUCGGGGAAAGCAUAUUUAGCAGUAUUAGUUCGGACCUCGAAGCAAUCAAAUGUCACUUUUUCUGAUUCUUUACAUUGUUUAUAGAAAGUACUGAAAGUGGCAAGGGUGUGGCCCCUACAAUUACUUGCUCACGCCCCUAAUGGUGGAAGGGCCUCUUCUAAUGGCAGCUCCAGAUGGUAUUUUGGCCAACUCUUCUACACACACCAGACAUUUUGGAAGAGGUAGGAGUACCCCCACACGUUACCUUAUCACAUUUAACCUGUCGAUCGACUAACUGCUGUACCGAUUUCUAUACCGCUGGAUGGGCAGAGGUCGGGGGAGACUUAAGAGACUUGCACCAUUGUUUCAACUGUGAGGAGAGGUGACCGACGAUCUAUCCAUUGGACGUUCAGUGUUAUAAACAUUCCACCCCGCCAGCAUUCACAUAAAAGUACCGAACUUAUAUGUUCUAUACAAUGCAGAACGCACGGUUCAUGGUCAAACUCAGUGCUUUAAGGGUCAGCCAUACAGCAAACUAGUUUGUAACAUAUCUGGAGCAUAUGUAAAGAACAAACGCAAAAUUAUUCAAAGAUCAAUUGAAACUCAAGUGCGGUUGUUUUGGGUUGGGCUGUGCAUUGACCAUUUCUUCUUUCAAGCUUUCGCCAUGCACUGCUAUGGGCAUAUUCAGCUCUAAGGUUUGGGUUGCUCUGGAGCCAGAGCUGGAGCCGGUAGUAAAAGUAGUAGGAGCUGGAGCAGAAAAUGGAGCGGCCCUACACCGUCACAAUGAUAAUAAUUAGUUUUUUGAUAUGACAUCCUUUAUGCCAGGGCAUAGUGCGUUUUGCAUCAUAUCUCAUCUUAAAAAUUGAAAAGGGCACCCUGAGUGGCAGCUGCCCAUGUAGGUAUAAGGUGGCUCAGCACCUGGACUUUAAAGAGGCAUUUUAUCAGUAGGGGCAAUUAUGCUAUGUAUAAGCCCAAUUGAGUAGUUUGCGGGCGAAUUGGACCCUGAUGUCUGCACAGAAUGGCUUACUCUUGCAAAUUAUGUCAGGGGAUCCUUUAACUUCCACUCUGAAGUGGACAAUGGAUAUUAUGGUUAUUACACCCACAGUAGUAAUCGGGGCAUCGCUGGAUUCGAACCUUGAACCUCUGAAACAGGUGGCAAGUGUGCUAUCAGCUAGGCCGUGUCACUGCCCCUCCAUGACUCCGGAAAUCUCUGUUCAAUUCCCAGCCACAGAUAACAUCAGUGGGAUGUGAUAUCCGAACCUGUCUUACGAGCCCCUCCGUUACCAACCUAUACGGAGCAAUGUGUAGAAGUAUGGCCAAACAACCAUCAUUACCGACAUGACCCUGGGGAGGUCUUUAUCCAGCAGUAGAUUGACAAGGAGCUGAAAAUGAUUACUGUAUAUCCUAAGAUUAUUUUAUGCACAGGGGUGAGAUGGAUUGUGGCAUCAACAGGACAUUGAGGAAUGGUGACAGCAUGGAGAUCCCUUCAUUCAGCAGUGGAUAAGACUUUUCCUCAUGGUGAUUAGUGAGAAGUUACACCAUUCAGAUUAUGUCGGUAAAAUAAUUACACGUCAGGUAAUUUAUGGUACUGUCUUUCUUCUCUUGUGGGGGUGUUUGUAAAGUCAUGGCUGUGCCAUGCGGAUCGACCAUUGUAAGCGUGUGCUGUUCAUCACACAGGUGCAAGACUGAUUGUUUUCAAAAUCUGGACAAAGGCCUCCUCAGGCUAUUUUGGUCAUGAAAGUUGUUUGGUCAAAACUGUACCACGUUGGUCAGUGUGGGUUAGGUGGUAAGGCAGAUGCGCCAAACCAGUUCAGAUGUUGAUCUUUUGUUUGUUAAUUUUAUGUAUUUAAGGUUUCAAAAAAGUACAUCUGAAGCAUGUACACAGUCGGGGAAUGGCAAAUACAUUGAUGCAUAAAGGGAAUUGAUGCCCAGAUACAGAAGCGUGCAGCCAGAUGGAUUGGCAUUUCACCCAUAAUGUUCCUUACAAAAAGAGAAAAUGUUUUCGUGAUCCAAAUUUAAGUGGCGAUUCAUUUGAAGACAAUCAAAGGCAGCAGACCUUUGCACAGGAUAUUCAAGGCCAUCAAGAAGAGCUAUUCGCUGUGCUCUGCAGUGUGGAUGACAUUGGAGAUGAUAUUCUGAAGGAAUACGCAGAAAACAUUGCUCAGGAGGAAGUUCAUGUCUACCCCCUAACCAAAACCAAAAGAUGGCUGGGCUGCAGCCAGGAGGCUAUCCAGAGGCUCCGAGUAAAUGGAAAACUUGACAUAAAAGGCAAGGAGCUGAAGGUUUGGAUCUGUACGCAAUCCGAGAUGGAUGUUGUUGUUGACAGGCGGAGGUUGGUCUUGAAUGGAUUAGCAGGGGACACUCCCAAAGACAUGGUCAUAUUAUAUGUGGAAGCCAUAUCAGGCUUCUUGUCGGAUGACUUUAAUAUCGAAUACUUCAGUGAUGGGGAAAUGGCUGUGGUGACCUUCCAAACCCCAAUUGACUUUAGAUGCUUGUUUGAGAAGAGAUCAAGAAAAAAAAUACUCAACAAGAGAGAGAUCAAAGCCAGGCUGCUGGAGCUGACGAACUGUGUGCUGGUGGAGGGGGUGGCAUUGAACCUCAUUGAAGAUCUCCAUUUGUACUUCGAGAACAAAAUACGGAGUGGCGGAGGGGAGCUCUCUAACGUUAUUAUCAAAGAGGAUGGAAGAAAUGUCUACCUUUACUUCAAAGACUUGGCAGUUGUUGAAGAAAUUGUGUCAAGGCAACACAAUCUGUGCACAACGGAACUGAAAGUCUUUGCCUAUUAUGAUGAAAUAUGUUCUGCCCUUGGAAAACAAGAUCAACUAUCAGAGGACCCUGAACCAUUUUACGUACCAGUUGAUAUCAUGGUUAUGCAGUAUAUUUUAAACAGUUGUUUUGCAAUGAGAGAACUGACAUCCAUUCUAGAACGGGCAGAUGCUUCCUUUUCUCAUGGUGAAGGGGCAAAUGGCAACAUUACGUUUAAACCCAUUUUAGACAAGGGCGCAGUAAAUUAUCAAAGCCUUGCUAAAAAGUGGCAGCAAACGACAGAGACAUGUUUUCGAAAAUUCUAUGAACAGUAUUCUAAGAAUGAUUUGCCUUGUGCUAAAGCUGCAUGGGAAAGAGUUAAACAAGAAGUCUCAAUGCCUGAUCAUGUGCUGGUUGGUUAUGACUGUCAACAAGCUCAGAUCUUUGUUACUGGGAGAAAUCAGGAUGUGCAAGAUGUAUGUAAACAGCUGAAGCCCUUUGUAAAGAAUGCUGAGGAUACCCUCUCUGAAGAGAGUAAGAUCAUCAGUGAUUGCAUAUCACUAGAAAGCCCAGAUAACUAUAAUUUAAUGCAGUUCCUGAACAUUGAAGAUUUUUGCGCUAAAUUGAAUAAUUUGCAUUUACAAUUUGAUGAAGGCUCCUGUUCCGUAACAGUUACGGGCAUGUCAAGAGAUUGUCAAAUAAUUGCAGAAGAAAUACACAAUCUUCUAAUGAGCAUAUCAAUAAAAGAUUUGGUUAUUUCUGAUCAUGUUCUAAAAAUGUUUGCGGUACCAGGUGUCGUGCAAACAAUGAAUACGCAGUUUAAAAAAAGCUCAAUAUAUGCCAUUGUAGAAUUAAAAAGUGGUCAAAUGAAUGACACAUUCACUUUGAUAUCCAUUGCUGGACAUGCAGAAAAAGCGGAGUCUUGCAUCAAUGAAACAUUCACGGAAGAGUUGUUUUGUGUUCCAAAGGCAGAAAGUGACUCAACCAGAACAAAAGAAUGGACAAUUCUAUUGAAUGAUCUUGAAAAAAGCAGGGGUGAUGAAUGUCAACAAAUAAUUCUUGGAACAUUUGAAGAUCAAUAUGGUUCCUGCACCGAAGUUGUCAUUGCAGGUUUUGCCCCUGCUGUCAAAGAUGCCUAUGGCAGAAUGCAAGCAUUUUGUAGAGACAACUGUACCGUUACAAAAUUCAUGGUAAUGCCAAAGUAUCAACUGGAGUUUUUGGAGAAACAUGAGCUCAUACUGCAUGACACUAAACUUUUGGGUAAAAAUAUCACAAUAGAGUAUGAACCUGUUUCAGGGUUUCAGAUAGUUGGACAAUCUAGCAUUGUAAAUGAGAUUGAAAUGUUUAUCUGUGAAAAGGGAUUCAAGCUUUGCUCAAAUCUGCUCAGGAUUAAUACGCCAGGAGCUGCCAAAUAUUUACGAGAAAAUGAGGACUUUGCCAAAAGUAAAGUGUCAAAAGAUAAAGGCUGCAUGGUUUUCAUUGAGAUUGGGGCUGCUCAGUAUCCAUUUUUGCAGCUGAGGUGUCAGGAGGAUUUACCAGGGGGCCACACCAUCUCAAUCUACAAAGGGGACAUUUUUAAAACGCCAGUAGAUGUGGUUGUGAAUACAGCCACAGAAAAACUGCAAAUUUUGACAGAUGGAACCUUUGGAAAAGCCCUUUUAGAAAUCGGAGGUUCAGACAUACAGAUGGAAUGCAAUGACCUUGUUCAUGAAAGUGGAGAGCUUAAGCCUGCAGAAGUAGUAAUGACGAGCCCAGGAAAGCUCCCAUGCCAGAAUAUUGCUCACAUCAUCUGUGGAUAUUUAAAGAAAAAUUCAUGGAAUACAUGUAUAGACAUUUCCAAAAUGAAACUGGUAAAGGAGGGGAUUCAGAACGUUUUGAUGACGGCAGGGACAAUUGGGCACCGGAGUGUAGCAAUACCAGGUCUUUUGUUUGAGAGGUAUAGGUAUCCUUUGGACAUUUACACUACAACACUCAUUGAUGCUGUCGAGUCUUUCUGUAAAGAAGAAGACAAUGCUGAUAAUUCCCUGACCGACAUCCUCUUUAUCGAUGUCGAUGACGGUGUACUCGAUGCUCUUUCAACUGCUCUCCUGUGUAAGGUUGGGAAAAUUCCAGUUACAGAUGAGCCAGAUAGAGUUGUGGAUUUAUUGGUCCAGAAUGAAAAUGCAUUCUUACAUCCAGGCUGGCCUCAAACCCAGAGUUCAGCAACAACAGUCACCAGUCCAAGCUGCAUAACUACAAAUGAAGGACUCAACAUCUCCUUGGUUAUUGGUAGUAUUGAAGAAGAAAAUUCGGACGUCAUAAUAAACACAACCUCGGCAAACAUGAAGUUGGAUUCUGGAAAGGUGUCCAGUGCCAUUUUCCGUAAGGCCGGUCCGACACUGCAGAAUCUCGUUGACAAUAUAGUCCAGGGCCAAUCCAUUCGUUCUGGGCAGAUUGUGAAGACGGACGUGACGGGCCUUAAUCUUUUCUGUCACAUGGUGUACCACACCAGCCUGGGUUCCUGGGACAAUGGCAAACAUCUCCACAAGUUCAUGAAACAUAGCCUCGAGAUGGCCCAUCGGGAUGGGGUUUCUUCCAUCUCCUUCCCAGCACUUGGCACAGGAAUGCUCAGUUACCCACCAGUGAUGGUUUCAAGUUUAAUGUUUUCAGAAGUUAUCAACUUCAGCCAGAGUCAUCGGAAAACAAUGCUGAAGGACAUCCGAUUUGUGAUUUUCUCCAAAGACCAGCUCGUCAUUUCAGCCUUUCAGGCAGAGCUGGCCAAACAUCUUCGAGCACUCAAAAUUGACAUACCACUCAAUUGGGCACCAAUGCCAAAGGGACAAGAAGUGAUCAGGGUUUGGCUCCAUCCACAAUCGGAUGAAUACAAAAAUGUUGAGACUCGCUUUUUAAAAACCAUCACCGCUUUCAAGGUCUUCAGAAUUGAAAGGAUCCAAAACAUGAGCCUGUACCAUACCUAUCAGGUUAUGAAGAAAUCAAUUGAGUCAAGAAACGAUGGGCAGAUGAUAUGUGAGAAGCUGCUUUUCCACGGCACGCGAUCAGACUCCAUCGACAACAUUACUCACCACGGAUUCAAUCGCAGCUAUGCUGGAAAAAAUGCUACGGUCUUAGGUGUAGGGACAUACUUUGCAUUGAACGCUUGGUACUCUGCUUCUGACACAUAUUCCAAACCUGAUGCCAAUGGAACCAAGUACAUGUUCCAGGCCCGUGUCCUCACUGGUUCCUAUUGCAAAGGGGACUCGAGCAUGAAGGAGCCACCGCUGAAAAGUCCGUUUUCUAAAACUGUACGCUACGAUAGCGUGGUCGACAACUCCUUUUCACCGAGCAUGUUUGUGGUAUUCUACGACAAUCAGGCUUACCCAGAGUACCUCAUAACGUUCUCUAAAUAAGUUGCCUGUUGGCUGUGAACUCUGUGGUUCAAAAUGUACAUAAAUGCCUUGUCAGUCGAGCCGAGUGUUGACAUUUUAUUUUUUGUUGCGUUGAUAUAAUUGUUGUAUAUUUUCUAGUUUAUACAUUUUACGAUGUGCGCUGCAGUAGUACUCACGUUUGGUUGUUUUCAAGGCUUUUUUUUCCAGCAUUAGUGUUUACAGUAAAACCUUUUGAAGCCGGACUAAUUUAUUGUCCGGGGGUUGUCCAGCAUAUUGCAAAUAAUCGAGAAGUAGGUAAUUAUUAAAGUUAAGUUACAAAUACAGUUAUCAGAAUAUUUCGCACUUGAUACUGGAGUUCACAGUUUUAAACGGCUCAGCUUGAAUACAGUAAAAAGCCUUAAUCUAAUUUUCUUAAAAAUCCAUGUUUAAUGGAGGAAGCUUAUGAGGUUCUUUAAAAUGCCAUUUUUAAGAUUGACUUUAAAGUGGCAGCCUAUUCAAAAAAUAAAGUGUUAUUGUUGUGAAGAAUCUCGAAGCAACCUUUCUCAUAUAAUACUUUAAGUUACAUUUAUUGUUCAGCAUUGUGGAAUGUGAUAAUGGCCAAUUUUGCGUGAUAUUGCUGUGUUAUACAAUGCAAAUGCAUAUGUUUGGUCUUGUUUAAUGUGCAAUAAACGGAUACUGAAUUUGUGUAUAA